AUGGAUAAAAUAAAAACAGUCCAUGAUGGCUGUAAAGAUUUCGCAUGCGUCAAGUGCGGAGAAAAAUUUAAAAUAAAAUCAGAUUUAAUUAGGCACCAAAUUAAGGUCCAUGAUUUUGGGAAAAAAUUUGUACAAAAACCGAAUAUUUUCCCCCGACAAAAGACAGUACACGAAGGUCGGGAAGAUCUCACAUGUAACAAGUGUGAGAAGGAGUUUGGACGUAAAUAUCACUUGCUUAUCCACCAAAGGACGAUCCAUGAAGGUCUCAGGGACUAUGCGUGUGACCGAUGCGAGAAAAAGUUCGGAGAAAAAUCAAAAUUAUUCAGACAUCAAAAGACGGUCCAUGAAAAUCGCAAAGAUUACGCAUGUGACGAUUGUGGGCAGAAAUUUGGACACAAAUGGAGUUUAGUUCAUCAUCAUAAGACAAUACACGAAGGUCGUAAAGAUUACGCAUGUGACGAUUGUGAGAAGAAAUUUGUACGAAAAGAUGAAUUGGGUCUACACCAAAAGACAGUCCACGAAGGUCGUAAAGACUACGCAUGUGAGAAUUGCGAAAAGAAAUUUACAGAAAACAAGGUUUUGCUAAGCCACUUAAAGGUAGUACACGAAAAACAAAAAGAUUUUGCAUGUGACAAGUGCAAAAAAAAAUUUGGAAAAAAAUCGAAUUUGCUCUCUCACCAAAACACAGUACACGACGGUCAGAAAUAUUUCACAUGUAACAAAUGCGAAAAACAAUUUGGAAAAAAAAGUAAUUUGAUUAGACACCAAAAUAUAAUCCACGAUGGUCACAGGGAUUAUGUAUGCAAUAAAUGCGCGCAGAAAUUUGGACUAAAACAGCAUCUGCUUUUGCACCAAAAGACAGUACAUGAGGGUCACAAAGAUUACGCAUGCGACAAAUGUGAGAAGGAAUAUACAGAACGAUGCAGUUUGAUAAAACACCAGAAGACAGUCCACGAAGGUCGGAAAGAUUACGCAUGUGACAAGUGCGGUAUGAAAUUCGGACUUAAAUGGACUAUGAUUCAGCACCAAAAGAUAAUUCAUGAAGGUUGCAAAGAUUUCGCGUGCGAUAAGUGUGAUAAGAAAUUUGGAAAACGAAGUAAUUUGAAUGAACACCAAAAAUUAGUCCACCAAGAAGUCUUCAUUGCAUCCAAUCCUCCUGACAAAACUCACGCUCUUACGGCUUACUACGAUCGUGAAGCAAGUUCCUUGUAG
Messenger RNA from Trichogramma pretiosum, 1212 nucleotides. Its product is annotated as zinc finger protein 271-like. NCBI's taxonomy places the organism in Eukaryota, Metazoa, Arthropoda, Insecta, Hymenoptera, Trichogrammatidae. Gene Ontology annotation, biological process: regulation of transcription by RNA polymerase II. Bases 1 to 1212 code for a protein of 403 amino acids. The transcript is spliced from 3 exons. Gene Ontology annotation, molecular function: RNA polymerase II cis-regulatory region sequence-specific DNA binding; DNA-binding transcription factor activity. The record is from RefSeq and is a predicted model, not a curated record.